This is a messenger RNA of Galleria mellonella (greater wax moth), 4773 nucleotides long. It is a transcript of the gene cad, whose product is annotated as homeobox protein CDX-2. Gene Ontology annotation, cellular component: nucleus. The transcript has 3 exons. Bases 189 to 926 code for a protein of 245 amino acids. Gene Ontology annotation, biological process: embryo development; animal organ morphogenesis; anterior/posterior axis specification. The record is from RefSeq and is a predicted model, not a curated record. Gene Ontology annotation, molecular function: DNA-binding transcription factor activity, RNA polymerase II-specific; RNA polymerase II transcription regulatory region sequence-specific DNA binding. Lineage: Eukaryota; Metazoa; Arthropoda; Insecta; Lepidoptera; Pyralidae.
GCCUUCUGUGGCCCAGCUGUGCUGCGCCCCUCCUGUUCAGUCUCAACACGCCGACCGUCUCUACCCGCUUCGCUCGUCGCUCAGUCGCGUUUUGUUGCGUGUUGUAUAAGUGUGUCUCGUAAGCGUACAUAGGUACUGAAGUGUUGUGACAGCGAGUGUAUGUGCGAUGCCCGGACGGUGAUCGAAGAAUGGUGAAUUACGUCAACCCGCUCGCCAUGUACCAAGGCAAGAGCGGGCAAUACGGUGGUGGCUGGUACGGCUGGCAACAUCAGAACUUUGAGGAGCAACAGUGGUGUGCGUGGAACGGAGCUACAGCCGGUGGAGAAUGGGUGCCAGAUCCCCAUCACUUUCCGAAACGAGAACCAGGCGAGAGAGAAAUAACAGAUAUCCCGUCUCCGGCGCGAGGGGAUUUGGCGAGUCCAGGAGAAGGCUCGCCGGGCUCUAGGCCUUCGCAACCGCCGGCUCCGCCGCGUUCACCGUACGAAUGGAUGAAAAAGCCCAAUUAUCAGACGCAGCCGAAUCCAGGUACGUUAAGUAAAACGCGGACAAAAGACAAAUACCGCGUGGUGUACAGCGACCAUCAGCGGCUGGAGUUGGAGAAAGAGUUCCAUUACAGCAGAUACAUCACUAUUCGCCGGAAAGCCGAGCUCGCAGUUAAUCUUGGCCUUUCCGAAAGACAGGUAAAAAUCUGGUUUCAAAAUCGAAGGGCCAAAGAGAGAAAGCAGGUAAAGAAACGUGAGGAAGUCGUGAUGAAGGAGAAAGGCGAUCACGCUUCACUCCAACACGCGCAGUUACACCAUGCUACGAUGCUGCAUCACCAACAAAUGAUGAACGGCAUGAUGCAUCAUCAUCAUUACCACCAAGGUGUUCUGCAGGGUGUACCUGAGCCCCUCGUGCCCGGUGUACCACCAGUACCGUUACUGUGACCACAACAACAAAAUUAUAGUAUACACGAUGAUUACGUUCAUCACGUUCAGUGAUUUAAAGACAAGUAUGAAUGGUGGUUUAAAAAAAGACUUAGACAAAGGCUGGUUGGCUUUAUAUACAGUGAUAGUUGAAUAGAAAAUUGACAGUUUUGUGCUUAGUGUUAACACAAUUUGACUUUUUGUGAUAAAAGUGCAAUAUUCUUACGAGAAUAUUAAGUGUGUUGUAUCAAGACAUGGUAUUAAUUCAUGGUUAUGAUAAUGUUAUUGAUUCAUGAUUAAUACCCUCAAUUACAUUAAUUACAUGGAAUACUCGAAGUAGGUAUGUGUAUGAUGUACUUCGUGGAUUAUAUUUUGGUUUCAGGUACGUUUCAUAAUAUUACAGCACAAUUCAUAAUCGUCAUUUAUAAUCUUCGCGUGUAUUAUGAAAAUUGCUUGUCAGUCAAAAUAGCGACAUUUUCCAUUUCAAAUACAUACCUACUUAGAACUAUUUAAUAAGUACCUAUUAAUAUAACUGUGUUUCAUCUUAGAGAUUAAGAUAAUAGUAUAACAGCGCGUAUAGUUUUGCCAUCUAACCACAAUAUUUGAAAGUCUAAACAAGGGGUAGACAAAUACAAAAUAAUAAUUACAAAGUACCAAGGUUUGCCCUUCCCUGCCUAAUUAUGCGUUUAAUAAUGCAUUUUAGUGCUUGUGUCAUCAACCACUAAAAAGCAUUUUAUAUAAUAUAAAGUGUUUAAAUAUAUAAAACGAUUUAGAUUAUUACAUACUCGUAGGAAAGAAAGAAAAAUUUAAAGCGAAAAUGAAAUCACGUUAGGUUCACGGAAUAAUUCGAUUAUAUCGACACCAUCGAUAAUUGUAGGUAAGUUUAUCUAUGAGGGUUUAAUUUCAUUUAUAGAAUUAUACUAAUUAUAUUAAAUACAUUUAUUUUUAUUGACGAGUGUGUUAUCGAAAUUUUGUCAGCUAAUGAAAUACUAGCCAGUGAUGAGCAGAAUAUCGCUCUGUUGCCAAUUCCUUCUCUGAUAUCGUUGGAACCCGCAACUGCGGAAACAAACUAUGGAAUGAACAUCAGUGACACCAAAAACGGUAGUUCGGACACGUCCGUCGAAUCCCUAGAUGAAAAUAUAUAUAUCAAACCUUUCGUUCCUAAUAAUUGUCUCGAGGUAAAAGCGGUAUUAAUUAAUACUUUAAUUAAAAAAGAUAACGCUGUUGAGAGUAAUCAGAGCCAAAUAACGGCCGGUAAUUCGUCUGUUGGACAGUCCUUGAUAAUAGUGCUGUAUACUCAUACUCAAACCCGAGUCAACAUCUGAACGAGGCAGGACGUUUAGCUUACGAUCUACAACAGCCUUUCCCAAAGUGGUCGAUAACAACUCCUUGUGGGCGCUGUAAAAUGAGGGGGUAAGAGACAAAGAAAAAAAAUAGAGGUGUUGUGUAGAAUCUUGGGGGGGGGGGGUGAUUUGUUGAUCUUGAAGUAAUAGUGGUUUUUAAGUAGGUGAAAAAAUAGGGGCGCUAAAAAUAAUUUAUUCUUAAAGUGGGCAAUAGACACAAUAAGUUUGGGAACUACAGUAUACUGAGACUAUAAAUAGGCGUAGUUUUGUGUGUUUAUGUAUCUAUAAAGGUAUAAAAAUCGCCUAUAUAGCUAAUAGAAAUUAACCAUUUUGAUGACAACUUAUCCGAUAUUUUGAAAUCGGAUAUGGCAAUUAAAAAAUCAGGUACGGAAAUAAAACAACCUACGCCGUUUACUAGUAGGUACAUAUUAGCAGAAGAGAUUUUUAACAACAAUAUAUUUUAAAUUUAAAGUCUACGGCCUCUGAUUUAACAGAUCUUUGGGGGUAGUUAGUAAUGCAAACAACUAGUUCUAAUGCUAACAAUAUACCCUGUCAGGGCCACCUACAUGUGGUCCCCCUGGAAACCAUUGUGUUGUAUUUCAGAUGUAUAAUCCCAGUGAGUUAUAGAUCUGUUUUUUUUAUUUUCACGUAUUAUCCCUACUGGAGUUUUACCAGCGUAUACCGUUGGCGUAGGCGUAGUUAUCAUUUCAUCAAAGCAGGGAGGCGUCAGCAGCCUGCGACCGCGGGGGACCGUAACUGACUGUCCGCCGAAUCCUAAUGCCAUCCGCGUAGCUGCAAACGCGACUAUACGCAACGCUCACUGAUUCACGUACAGACACACAAGUGAAUACGAUUCAUUCAUGUGGGUUAUACUUUUUCUAUGAUUAGUGGAGUGGAUUCAAUAUGAUGCCUACGGCCACUUUCUAUCAUCGUACGGCUCGCCAUCGACAGGGAGUUCACCCUCAUACCUUACAGCCUAAAUGGUAGCGUACAACGCGGUUUCAGAGAUGCUUUCUCCCACGAACACUCAGGUUAUGGAAUGAGCUCCCUGCCGAGGUUUUCCCGAGAGACUACAGCAUGGGGUUCUUCAAAAGGGGGGUAAAGAGGUUUCUUCAGGGUCGGCAACGUUCACAAGGUUCAACAGGUUCGGAAAUACUGCUGCUGGAAGUUGAUUCCAAAGAGUGGUUGUGCGUGGAAGAAAGUGCUUUAAAAAGAGCACGGUGGAAGACCGCCACUCGUUCAGAAACUUAGUGAUGAAGCACUUGGAGGAUAACUAAGACUUAUAAUGUUUCAGCUGUUCAUUUAUUUGCAACACUAUGUACAUAUAUGUGCACCAUAUAUGUGUCGUGGAAUGAAGAUUCAGACGCGUGUAGUAUUAAUGCCAUUACUUCAAAUUGGCAGGAAUUUCAUUAUUAUGUUUUAUCAAAUAUAUUGGUUAGAUGGCAGCAGAUCUGCGCGCUAUUACAUUGUUAUAUUAAAUUUUUUGGAUGAAGCUCAGUCAUAAAUGUGAUGAAAAUUCACUUCAGGUAGUUCGUUUAAUCAUCAACUAUCACGCCUUAUACUAUUCUUUCAAUGCUCGGAAUGGUGUCUUGUUUUAAUUUACUUAAUGAAUUUUGUCAUUGUAAAUAUGGAUAACUAUAUUUUUAUAUUAUUGUAAUAAUUAAGAUUAUUAAAUUUGUAAGCAGUUGAUUGUUAUUUCUCAAUGCUACAAGCGUUUUUUUAUAUAAUGAGAUUAUUAGCGUAAAAAUAAAUUGGUGAUGAACUAUUUAAGUACUUAUUUAUUUUUUACAGUGGUUGGAUAGUUUAUUUCAAUUUAAUGUUUUAAUAUAAAUAUUAUUUACUAUUAUCUAUAACAUUUUUUAUUACUUUACAGAAUAUUUUUUAUGUUAUAAUUUGAAGAGCCAAUAAGAAUCUCAUAAAAUCUAUGAAUUUACGCCAAUUGGCUGCAUAACCUAUUAUCUAAAGAUCAUCUACCUUAACUGCAUUUGUAGCCUUGAGAAAUAGAUUUAUUUUAUAACUUGAAUGAGAUUACUCUUAGUUGUAUUAUUGUUCUGUAUAUAAUAAUAGCUUAAAUUUUAGAUUAAAUUAUUCAUACGCCAGUUUCUACCUAUACAAAUACAAAAUCACAUGAUUCCAAAACUAUUAAGUCAGCUGGUAGCAAUUUUUUUUAAAAAUAGGCUGAUUUUAAUAAAUACUUUAGUGGUUUUGAUUAAGUUUGACAAAUCGUUACGAUAAGUUUAGGUACUAACGUACCUGUGGGUAUACACUUUUUUUAAAAUGCUAUUAAGAUUGUUUAUUGUUUUGUUCUGUGAGACCAGUAAAAUAGAAAUGGUGCUAUUAGUUUCUGUACAAUUCUGUUCCUGUCAAACUGAAUCAGGAGGAAGAAAGCUGGUAUAAUUUUGUGUUGUAAUGAGAGAUGUUGUAUUGUUGUUUGAGAAUUGCUUGUGAACACGGAAAUUAUUAGUAUGUACGCAGCACUUUCACGAAAUAUAUUUGAUAAACUAAAUAAAUUCAUGUUAAUCAUU